Molecule: messenger RNA, 1281 nt
Organism: Megachile rotundata (alfalfa leafcutting bee)
Lineage: Eukaryota; Metazoa; Arthropoda; Insecta; Hymenoptera; Megachilidae
Gene: Fam92
Product: CBY1 interacting BAR domain containing protein Fam92
Biological process (GO): cilium assembly
Cellular component (GO): ciliary basal body; ciliary transition zone
Source: RefSeq, a predicted model, not a curated record
UGCACCACCUGUCAACAAUAAACUGUUCAGUAGGGGGAGUGAAAUGGUAAAAGUGUAGUAGUUUCAUAGGAACAUCGAUUUAAGUUUGAAAAACAAAAAAUUGAAAAACGUGUACAUACCACAUGAUGUUACGUUCAAGAUCCCAGAUCAGUAUAUGGGAACAAGAAGCAAAAUUUGUGCAAGACAGAAUAUCUAACGUAGAGAGACACUUCGCAGAACUAUGCACGACAUUUGCAGCAUAUACAAGAAAAGCGGCAAGACUACGCGAUAAAGGUGAUGAAGUUGCGAAAGUAAUACAGACUUAUGCUCAAUCAGAAACUACAAAUCGAUCUCUUUCUAUGGGGUUAAUGAAUUUUUCUGCGACGCUAUCAGUAAUAGGAGACUACAGGGAUGCCAAAGUACAAAGGCUUGAUGCAAAAAUAAUUGCUCCGCUUUCUCAAUAUGCGACGAUCUGCAAACAUGCUCGCGAUGAUGUGAAAAAUACUUUUGCUGCACGUGACAAAGAAUUAACAAGGAAACGACAUUUAGACAGACUCAGAGAAAGAAAUCCUAGAAACAGACAAAUGAUUUCACAAGCCGAAUCGGAAUUAAUGAAAGCAUCCGUCGAAGUUUCAAGGGUUGUAAAAGGGUUGGAAGAACAAAUCGAUUCGUUCGAAAAACGAAAAUUACACGAUCUGAAAACAUUAUUGUUAGAUUUUGUUGUUAUCGAGCUUAGUUUCCACGCGAAAACUCUGGAAUUAUUGACAAAGGCUUAUCAAGAUAUUGCUGAAAUUGAUGAAGUUAAAGAUUUAGAGGACUUUCGAACAAUGAGAGGAAGUAUGAAUGGGGAAUUUCGGGAAGUGAUGCAUGUACCAGACUCCAUUGCAAGAUUGGCUACAGUUGGACGAACUUCAUUCAGACAGGCCUAUUCUCUCACUAACUUAGCUAGUCGUUUUACUUCUUCUCCCGUUAUUUCGCAAAAAUUAGAUUCCCGUGCUACAGGAUCCACGGAUUCUGCAAAAUCUAGUUUAAAAACAAACUCUUCAGAAUCUGUACAAAUUGAGGAAUACAAAGAUAGUUCAGAAGAAACAGAAUCUGAAUCGAUUAAACAGAAACCUAUUAAACUGCAAAAUAACUAUAAACAUGAUGUUCCAAGCCAAUUAGUACUUAAAGCAGUACCCCCUGUUCCUGCGUAUCAGAAGAUUUUAACAAAGCCUAUGAUGAUUAUGUACGACUAACAGUAUACCUCAUUUUUUUACUUAAUACCAGAAAAAUGUAGAUUAGAUUAUAAUAUCUUAUUGC